Astrephomene gubernaculifera is the source of this 2828-nucleotide messenger RNA. NCBI's taxonomy places the organism in Eukaryota, Viridiplantae, Chlorophyta, Chlorophyceae, Chlamydomonadales, Astrephomenaceae. The record is from the annotation of a GenBank genome assembly.
AAAUAAUAAAGACUUACUUUGUUCUUCGCUUCUGUUACACUUUCGCGCUUGCUAGCGAUAAGUGGUGCGGCCGGGUCCGCGCAGCCAAGCGGUGGCGGGCUUGGCGCAGCAUGAUAUACACUGCCUUGGACAACUUCUAUCUUACAGAUGAAGAGCUUGCCAAUAGUCCGUCUAGGAAGCACGAUAUAGACGAGGAAACAGAGACGACCCUACGCAUUUUCGGCUGCGAGUUGAUACAGGAGGCAGGAAUCCUGCUAAAAUGUCCCCAGGCUGUCAUGGCCACGGGGCAGGUGCUCUUCCAGCGCUUUUUCUGCAGGAAGAGCAUGCGAGACUACAACGUGCGGCGCAUGGCUUGUGCUUGCCUGUUUCUGGCAACGAAGCUAGAAGAAAGCCACAAGCGGACACGGGACAUCCUCAUGGUGUUUGACCGGAUCAACAAGCGGCGGGAUGGCAGCAAAAGUCUCCCUUUGCUGAUUCCUGAAACCAACUUGCUGACAUGCACAAGACGGUGGGUGCUCGUCUGUGGUGCUCGUGUAGGAAUAUAACCUGAUGAAGGAGCGGGUCAUCACGUACGAGCGGAUCCUGCUCAAGACCUUCGGGUUCAUCAUCCAUGCCGUCCACCCGCACAAGUACGUGAACAGCUUUGUUCACAGCCUGGAGGGAAGCGACGAGCUGCAGCAGCUUGCGUGGAACAUCCUGAACGACAGCCUGCGGACGACUCUUGGCGUGCGCUUCAAGGGUCACGUCGUGGCGGCGGGAGCUAUCUACCUGGCGGCCCGGCGCUUGCAGGUUCCGCUACCGGAUCAUCCGCCCUGGUGGGAGGCCUUCAAGGUGCCCACCGAGCAGCUGGUGGAGGUGGUCCUCACCCUGCACAACCUCUACCUGCGGCCCAAGGCGCACUACAUCGAGGUCAACCCAGACGUCCUCAAGCACCAGGCUAUUAGCGGCAUCGGAGUGGCGAAGCAGCUAACCCCGGGCCCUGAGUGUAACGACAGCCCGGCAGCCCAGGAAUCGAGUAUGGUCCGCGGGGACCUUGCAUCCGUACUGGCUGUAGGUGGCCCGCCGACGACGGGACCGGUUGCGACAACGACUGCCGGUGCUGCGCCGGUUGCCACGUCGACUGCCGCAGGCCCUGGCGGGGCGGCAGAGAUGCUGGCAGCAGCCGUCGCAGCGGCCCAGCAACGGCUGCAGAGCGCUGCGCUUGCGGCGGGAGCUGCGGGAACGACGACAGCUGCUGUCCAGAAGCCAGAACCGGACGUCGUCUCUACGGCACAGGGAGCCAACGGUCAGACGGUUACGGGCGGUCCCGGCAACGGUGCUGCUGCGUCCGGUGGGGAUGGAGCUGCAGUUCAGUCGCGGAAACGCAGCCGAAGCCGCGAGCGCAGCGAGGGCGACGAGGGGAAGAAGCGUCGCGACGGAAGCGCCUCACGCAGUGCGUCCUGCAGCAGAAGCAGAAGCCGCAGCAGGGACAGGGGCCGUCGGAGCCGUAGCAGGAGCCGUGAGCGCGACAGGCAGUGGGACAACAAGCAACGCGGCAAUGGGCGUCGCGGCGGCAACCGAAGCCGCAGUCGUAGCCGCAGCCGAGAUCGCCGCGAGCAGUACCGGGAACGGCGGGACCGCGAUUGGGAGCGUGAGCGUGACAGGGAGCGAGAGCGUGAACGGGACCGGCGAGAACGUGACGGCCGGGGAGAGCGGGCCAGGGACCGAGAGUGGGAGCGAGAGCGUGAACGGGAGAGAGGAAGGGACUACCGGCAGACGGAACGAGACGCACGUGGCGCGGGCAAGGACGAUGGCAGAGACGGCAGAGAUCGGAAGGACAGCGUCCUUCCACCGCCACCGCCUCUGCCGCCUCGUCAUCCGGACCGCCGGCGCUGAUGACGUCGUCCCAGGAAGGGUCUGGAAACACCGGACGACGGCCACUGCUGGUGCUCAGGUGUAGGAGGCUUGACUACAAUCUCAUGUGCAGGCCGGUUCAAACCCCAGGCUUCAUGCAUUGGUUCAGGCAAAGCUUGUGCCGGGUAGCUAUUGGCAGGGCAAUGGGUCUACGCAUACACCUUUAAACUGUGAACUGGGACGCUUAGCAUGUGCAUUCUUACCCUUGAUACAAAAACGCGAAAAACAUAAAUCAUUGUUGUUGAUGCUGCUGUUGUGACUUAACAGUGUUUGUCUUAGGAUGGAGCGAGCUUGCCUUGGCCGAGAAUGUUUGAGCAGGAGCGGAUUCAACUGUCGGGAGGCCCGUUUGACAGAGUAUAAAAAGGCGUAUCAACAGGUGGGCGCUGGCAUGCCAUUAUAGACGGGACGGUAUGCAUAUGCAUCUGGGACUCGGGACCAUUCUCAUUUAAACGUGUGGAGGAGUCCAGGAAUUCUGGCACUUUGUCGUGCUGAUUGCACGCUGUGGGUUACUAGCAAAACUGCUGCUGUGGGUUCCGUACGUAGAAACGUGUGAAGGUCGUGGAACAUUACACAACCUACUCUUGCCACUUUCUUUUUCUGUCUGCGCUUGGGGAUGCAAGCGGGAGACUAGUAGGGAUGUGGAUGAAUGGUAGUGUGCCCUGCCAUGUGCAGGGCCGUGCAGGUACGCCUAAAAGCUGGCGCCGUCGAUUGCACAAUUUUGAGGUGUUGCUGCGACACACCAUCUGCUCAGAUGUGAAGGACGCGACAGCAGUCCUACCUUGACUGUAGGUAGGUUCAGCUGCUGUCGAGAGUGAAGUGACAGGUCGAAUGGUAGACCAUGCGAAUUUGACCGCAUGACGAUGGUACAUAUUGCACACAAACUCAUAUUAUGGCAAUUACAAUUUAAUUGCAAAAGUGUAACAAAGCGGAUUUAA